AUGCCGCCAUCAGGAGACACGCACAUCCACGAUCCUCUUCCAUAUCUCUCUCAGCCCGGUCAAAUUUUCAAGAUUUACAAUUUCCGUGAUACAUGUAUACCGGACCUUCUCGGUGAAAGAUCUACUCAGAUCUUCUCCGAGACCUGCCUUGAACGAGAGCAGGCUCAAAAUCGUUUGAUGAAAAUAGCGCUGGAUAAGAAUCUUCAAAAAGAUAUUUGGGUUGCCCUGGACGAAGGCUCCGAGAUUUUCAUGGUGGCCGAGAAGAACCGCUAUUAUCAAAUUAAGUUCACAGAGAAACAGCUUCCACGCGAUAUACAGUGGACGUACAGUGAUGAUCUCAAAGUGAUUCUCAUUGAUAGCCUGGACGAGAGUGACCGAAAGCAAGGUGGAUGGUUGAAUCCACCCCCCGUCAGAGGCGGACAACCAAUGAUCUUAAUUCCAUGUCUUGGGGAGAAAUUUCGACGAUGCGAUAUUCUUGAAUCAUAA
Molecule: messenger RNA, 486 nt
Organism: Penicillium arizonense
Lineage: Eukaryota; Fungi; Ascomycota; Eurotiomycetes; Eurotiales; Aspergillaceae
Exons: 1
Coding region: 1-486 (161 amino acids)
Source: RefSeq, a predicted model, not a curated record